Molecule: messenger RNA, 1849 nt
Organism: Oreochromis niloticus (Nile tilapia)
Lineage: Eukaryota; Metazoa; Chordata; Actinopteri; Cichliformes; Cichlidae
Product: Fc receptor-like B
Exons: 6
Coding region: 333-1196 (287 amino acids)
Biological process (GO): immune response; cell surface receptor signaling pathway
Cellular component (GO): external side of plasma membrane
Molecular function (GO): transmembrane signaling receptor activity
Source: RefSeq, a predicted model, not a curated record
CUGUGGAGCUGCAGAGGCACAGAGAAGUAUGGAUCUGGCUGUAGCUGAAGGAAAAACUGAGGUUUGGGAGGAGUUUAGUAAAGUAGUGGAACAAGAUUUCCAGUGUCUGUUGGUUUCUAGAUUUUAUUUAUUCAUUUUGCUCAUGACCUAAUUUAAAAAAUAUGUUUACUGACAUGUUUCAUCCAAAGAAACAUUUUUCUCUUAAUGAUGAGAGGUGGAAACUACAGAACUACCACCCUGUAAGAGAGGAAGGAGGAGGAGGGUCUCGCUUGAUGCUAGUGUGGACCGAUCAAAGUUAAGUAGCACCUACAGAUGGAGAAAGCUUCUUCACUAUGGCUGCUCUUUUCAACCUCACUGCUGAGCUGCACAACAAACCAAGCAGGUCUGCUUUGGACCUCAGUGCUGGCUUGUACUUAAUAUGCAUCCUCCUCACAGCUCGUCUGACUGUGAGUCCCAGCAGCUCUCAGUUCUUUAAAGGAGACUUUGUGUCUCUGAGCUGUGAGGAGGACGACAGCUCUGCUGGAUGGAGUCUGAGGAGAAACACAAGCAGAGACACCGGAGCUGAGUGUGGAGAUGAGUGGGGAAGAUCAGCUGGUUCUUCCUGUAACAUCAGCUACAUCGACCCAUUGGACAGUGGAGUUUACUGGUGUGAGUCCAGAGAGGGUCCCAUCAGUAACAUGGUUAACCUGACAGUCACUGGUGGAUCAGUGAUCCUGCAGAGUCCUGUCCUCCCUGUGAUGGAGGGAGAUGACGUCACUCUGCUCUGUAAAACAAAGACCACUCCCUCCAACCUCCCAGCUGCUUUCUAUAAAGAUGGCUCCCUCAUCAGGAAGCAGCCUACAGGUCACAUGACCAUCCAGCAUGUUUCCAGGUCUGAUGAAGGCCUCUACAAGUGUGACAUCAUCAGCGGUCAUGGAGAGUCUCCAUCCAGCUGGAUCACUGUCACAGGCAAACCUACAAACACAACCCUGGCCCAUGAACCCUCCUCCCCCCACCUUGUGUCCAGAGUUUUCCUCCAUCUGGUGGUGUUCUGUCCAUACUUCAUCUCCACUCUGCUCAUGGUAUCUUUAUAUCGAUGGAGAGUCACAGGAAGUGACCUUAUCCCUGUGGUAACAGCACCACCCACCCAAGCUAGGGAGAGACUGGCUGAAGACUGUGAUGACAUUGUUGGCGUGAUCACUGAGCAUCACUUCUGAGUUCCUGUUUAAUCUGUCAGAUUGUGGUCGUCACAUCUCUGUUAUUGAACAACGUGCGACACCACAGAUUUAAACUGGAAUAUUAUGCUUUAAUUAAUAAAUAAAUACAUGAAGAAAACAUGGACCAGUUAAAGACUGAAUGGUAGUAAUGGAAGUUUAAUGGAUUUAAAACACUCACUUUUAUGUAAUCAUACUCUAUCAUACUAUCUAUCUAUCAUACUGUCAAAAGAUUCAAACAUUGUGUAAUAAAACAUGUGACAGUGUGUGAAACACCUGCACCUCCACAUUCUGCUCACAUGUUCAUGUUAAACAGGAAACUGAUUGACUACAGUGUUGUGAGCAUCUGUUAACCACAGGCUAAAAGACCGGCGGUCCUGCAAGAACACCACCCACUGCUACCUUUCAUCUGCAAACACACACUGACUGCAGGGUGGGCAUUUAGAAACUCUGGUUCAGUUUAUGUCAUUAAGGUGGGCAGUUAAAACUGAACCUAAACCUGGUGUUGUGUGCUAUGAACUUAAAUUAAAUUGCAAUCCAAGAUUCUGUUCAGACCUUUUCUUAGUUGGUUUCUGUAUGAUUACAAUCUCAGGUUUUCUUAGUUUUAGUUUUUGUUACCUUUUCCAAUAAAGUUUCUGUUGGUAGUUUAUCUUUAA